AGGAAACCUUAAAUAAUCAACAAACACUAUUUUUAUUUUUUACAACAAAUAUCUCUUUGUAUCUCUCUUUUCUUGAGAAAAAAGAGAGAAAAGAGAUAACUUUUUUUUUCAGGUUGCACAUACACAAAUUAGGGAAAAGGAAAUUCUUUUUUUUUUUGUUAAAUUAUUGAUGGAGUGUUGGGAGAAGAUGAUGGAUCCUAUGCGCAAAGCUUGGGGUAGAGUUUCUACACGUAUUCGCAUUCGUAAAACUGGACAUGUAAAGCUACACCGUGAUGUGAGGAAAUGUGAAUAUGAAGAUGUUCAAAUUUUGUGGAAUAUGCUGAAAAAGAACGAAAAAGAAGAUGCUUCUAAAUCUCCUUGUGGACGCAAAAAAAGUUCGAUUCUGGGAUAUUGUUGAUUGGGCUAAACGUGCUCCCUUCAUUUGUCAUAGCGUGUGAUCAAUCAAUAUGUUUUUAUUGUAUUUUUUUAGCUUUCAUAUCGCAAAUAUUUGCGUGCUUUUUGCAAGACGAAUGAACGUAAAACUUUUUCAUACUCUUAGUUUCACUUAUUUAAAACGAUACUAUUAAUCAUGUAGAUGUAUGAGAGUUGGUUCUAGUGGAGUACAUAUAAUUUAUUGGAGAUGAAUAUGUUGUUUUUCUUAGA
Solanum lycopersicum (tomato) is the source of this 642-nucleotide messenger RNA. Lineage: Eukaryota; Viridiplantae; Streptophyta; Magnoliopsida; Solanales; Solanaceae. The record is from RefSeq and is a predicted model, not a curated record.